UCAUUCACCUCACUACACUUGCACAGCAAUGUCUUCCAACCAUGGCGAGGUGGUCACUGCUCGUCCCUUUCGUUCCGUUAAAGAGGCAGUAGCCGUCUUUGGUGAACGUUUAGCAGCAGGUGAUAAACUUGAGUCAAAUCCCAAUCCUAUAUAUGCCGCAAUAUCUCCCCAACCAUCCUUCUCUUCUUCUUAUUCUUCUUCAUCUCAGUUCAAUGAAGACAAAGAAGAUGAACUUAUGAUAGUAAACUCUUUGAAGAAAUUUGAGGCUGAGUUAGAGAGUGUUAAAAGAGAGUUGAUGCUAAUGAAGGAGAGGGAUAUUGAGACUGAAACCCUUGUGGCUUCACUCAAUGAAGAACUCAAGAAGAGCAUGUCCAAAUUGUCUGCGAUUGAAGAGAAAGGAGGUGUUCAGAGCGAAAGGUUGAGAGAAAAUAAGGAUAUUGGCAGAGAAAUGAGCUCUGAAUAUUGGCCAGCUCUAGCUCAGGCACUAAGUCUUGGUGUGGUUGAAGGGGGCUAUUGUGAGAGAAAGAGGAAGGCGAAGAUUAUUAAGAAGAAGCCUAUUGUACCACUUCUUGGAGAUAUGUUUUUCAAGAAGAAAGAGAAGGAUGAUGACCAUAAGACUUUCAAAAAUGCUCACUAGCUAGCUGGGGUAAAUUUUUUUAACCGUGUUUUGCAUGGUUGACGUUAUAUAUAUAUAUAUAUAUAUAUUGCUUGUUCUAUUGAGAGGUGCGGGAGAGAAGAAGACAAAUUAAUAAAGAAGAAUGUUAAGGUGAAAUGUUCUAAGAGGAAAUAAAAAGGAAUGAGACGGGCAAACACUAAAUAGUUCCCGUAUGAAGUCACUGGAUAAUGGGCUUAGGGAAGCACUUCAAGACGAGAAAGAACCAAAGAGAAAGAGUCAAAAGAAGCAUUUUAUACCUCAAACAAUAAACUUGGAGCUUUCUCAACAUCAUUAGAACAAGG
This is a messenger RNA of Dioscorea cayenensis subsp. rotundata (Guinea yam), 957 nucleotides long. RefSeq names its product WEB family protein At1g75720-like. The record is from RefSeq and is a predicted model, not a curated record. NCBI's taxonomy places the organism in Eukaryota, Viridiplantae, Streptophyta, Magnoliopsida, Dioscoreales, Dioscoreaceae. The transcript has 2 exons. The coding region runs from base 29 to 637 and encodes 202 amino acids.